This is a messenger RNA of Raphanus sativus (radish), 874 nucleotides long. RefSeq lists its product as uncharacterized. Gene Ontology annotation, cellular component: intracellular membrane-bounded organelle. The transcript has 5 exons. Lineage: Eukaryota; Viridiplantae; Streptophyta; Magnoliopsida; Brassicales; Brassicaceae. The record is from RefSeq and is a predicted model, not a curated record. The coding region runs from base 99 to 650 and encodes 183 amino acids.
UCCAUCAUCUCUCAAUCUGUUAAUAAUCUCUCUCUCUCUCUCUCUCUCUCUCUCUCUCUCUCUCUCUCUAACUUUCUUAAAGAUUUGGUAGAAUCGUGAUGGGUUUAUCAAAAGGUAGAUUGAAAGCCUGGUUCAAUAAGAAAAUCACCGACCCUCUCCUCCAGAUCUUGCGUAGAGGUACUGAGCCUAAGCAGCUUGCUUUCUCCGCCGCACUCGGUAUUACCUUGGGGAUAUUUCCGAUAUGCGGUGUUCCUGUGUUUCUAUGUGGAGUAGCUAUUGCGUUUCUUGGUUCUGCUUGUCAUGCUCCUACCGUAAUGUUGGCUAACAUCAUUGCCACUCCAGCAGAACUUGCCCUCGUGGUGCCUUUUCUAAGACUUGGUGAGAAAGUCACUGGUGGACCUCAUUUUCCUUUGACAUCAGAUGCCCUCAAGAAGGUUUUCACUGGUCAAGCCUCCCAGGAAGUCUUUUUAAGCAUUGGUAAUGCGUUACUAGGGUGGCUUGUAGCAACUCCAUUCUUCUUUAUUGCGCUGUACGUUGUGUUGCUUCCGUGUUUCAAGAUCCUUGUUCGCAAGUUUGGCGCAGCUGCUUCAACCCCAAAAAUACCAAUAAGUAUGGAGACAGAGCUCAACCCGAAGCCAAGAGUCGCUUAGGUUCAACAAGAGUUAGGGUUCUCAUUUUUCUGUUAACCCUUGAAUUGUAACACUGAGAGAUACAUAGACGACCUAAUGUAUAGGGGGACACGACUGUACUAUCAAAUCCUCGCACUUUUGUUCAAAAACCUCUUUUAGAAAGUGUCAGCAACCGAAAAUAUUGGAGGGUUACAUAUUUAAUCAUUGUAUCAAACAUAAAGCAUCAAGCCAUUUCUUGUGUUUUU